AUGAACGCAAUGCAAAUAGCAAAAAAAUUUCCUCAGCUUUCGCAGCAAGAUGCUUUCGAUCUCGUUGCGAAGUUCAACAAAAUCGAUCUUGAUGGUAAUGGUGCUCUCGAACAAAAAGAAGUUGUUAAGGCUUUACAAGCGAUGGGCGAGAGUACUUCAUAUGACGAAAUUCGAGCUACCUUGAAAGAAAUUGAUUUAAGUUCAACAGGCAAUGUUGAAAUUGAAGAAUUCAUUGAGCUUGUUGUAAAACUUAGGGAAGGUCGUAACAAAAGCGCUUUCGCGGUCAACAAACAAAAAAUCACUGUUCAUGGUUCCAGUCAAAAUGUUUCACACACUAUUAAUGAAGAUGAAAGAACUGAAUUCACUAGGCAUAUUAACCAAGUACUGAUUAAUGACCCUGAUGUUAAGGAUAAAAUUCCGAUCGAUACAAAUACUAUGCAAUUAUUUGAUGAAUGUAAAGAUGGGUUAAUUCUCGCCAAACUUAUUAAUGAUUCCGUACCUGAUACAAUUGAUGAACGAGUUCUAAAUGUGCCUGUAAAGGGAAAGAAAGUCAAUAAGUUCAAGAUGACGGAAAAUAAUAAUUUAGUAAUUUUUUCUGCAAAAGGUAUUGGUUGUAAUGUUGUAAAUAUCGGAUCAGCUGAUUUAAUCGAAGGAAGAGAACAUUUGAUUCUAGGCCUUAUCUGGCAGAUUAUCAAGAUUGGACUAUUAAAUAAAAUAGAUAUAAAGCUUCACCCAGAGUUGUAUCGACUUUUGGAAGAUGAUGAAACACUAGAACAAUUUUUAAAAUUACCUCCAGAUCAAAUUUUAUUACGAUGGUUUAAUUAUCAUUUGAAAGCUGCUAAAUGGGAUCGAAGGGUUAAGAACUUUAGCAAAGAUGUCAGCGAUGGUGCAAAUUACACAAUACUUUUAAAUCAACUUAAACCUGAGCUUUGUUCACGCGAUCCGUUAAAUGAGCCUGAUCUUCUAGAACGUGCCGAAAAGGUUCUGCAAAACGCCGAGAAAUUGGGAUGCAGAAAAUAUUUAACUCCAAAGGCUCUUGUUGCUGGCAACCCAAAGUUAAAUUUGGCUUUUGUGGCUCAUCUAUUUAACACUCAUCCCUGCUUGGAUCCACUUGAUGAAGAAGAAAAGGCAGAACUUGAAGAAUUUGAUGAUAGUGAUGAUAGAGAAGCAAGAGUAUUUACCCUGUGGCUUAAUAGUUUGGAUGUUACGCCAGCAGUAAAUAAUCUUUAUGAAGAUGUUAAGGAUGGCUUAAUCCUCCUUCAAGCAUUUGAUAAAGUUGCUCCUAAUGUAGUAAAUUGGAAAAAGGUUAAUAAAUCAUCCAAUUUAUCUAGAUUCAAACAAGUGGAAAAUACGAAUUAUGCAAUUGCAAUUGGAAAAGAACUACGGUUUACUCUUGUUAAUAUCCAAGGAGCCGAUAUUUGUGACGGAACGAAAACUUUAAUCCUUGGUCUUGUCUGGCAGAUGAUGCGGAUUAAUAUUAUUCAGACAUUAACAAGUUUAUCUAAGGGUGGUCGAGAUAUCACUGAUAAUGAUUUAAUUAAAUGGGCUAAUGAUACUGUUGCUCGUGGUAAUAAAUCUUCGAAAAUAAGUAGUUUCAAGGACUCAAAAUUAAGAAAUGGUAUAUUUUUGAUCGAUUUGUUAAACGGUAUUAGACCGGGAAUUGUAGAUUAUGAUUUAGUAACGAAAGGCAUUUCUGAUGAUGAUGCUACACUAAAUGCUAGAUAUGCUAUUUCUAUUGCGAGAAAGAUAGGCGCUACUAUAUUCUUAUUACCUGAGGAUAUUGUUGAAAUCCUAACUUUUAUUGGUACUUUAAUGGCAUUGAAAGCAUCGGAAUGA
Funneliformis geosporum is the source of this 1836-nucleotide messenger RNA. The record is from the annotation of a GenBank genome assembly. NCBI's taxonomy places the organism in Eukaryota, Fungi, Glomeromycota, Glomeromycetes, Glomerales, Glomeraceae.